Messenger RNA from Caenorhabditis sp. 36 PRJEB53466, 3782 nucleotides. Lineage: Eukaryota; Metazoa; Nematoda; Chromadorea; Rhabditida; Rhabditidae. The record is from the annotation of a GenBank genome assembly.
AUGUCGGGAAUGCGUCGAAGAGCCUAUAAUGACGGUAUGUUAUCGGUUUUGUCCGGAAUUUACAGUGGAGUACAAACAAUUGUUGCAGACGACGAUGAAAUUCAAAAUAAGCGACGUCGCGGAGCUCCGCUUCUCAAUGAAGUGGAGAAGAAGCUGCAGGAAGUGAUUGGCAGAGUCGGAGAUAAGGUCAGAGAAUUUUUUUUUGAAAAAAAUUGAGAAAAAAACAGUUUUGCAGAACGCGGGCUCGUCGAUCGAGUGCAACCUGGAGCAGCUGACCAAGUUCCUGCAGGACGACCUCGACAAGUACCGUUCGACCAUCAUCGACAUCGUGGCCGGGUGCGCCAUCUACCUCCCGCACCGCGUGACCGUCUACACGACGCUCGUCGGCCUGCUCAACUCGAAAAACUUCAAUUUCGGCGGAGACGUCGUCGAAAAACUGAUGGCCGAGCAGCAAGAGCUCCUCGAAAAGCAAAAGUAUCAGGAGGCACAGAAUCUGGCCAUUUUUCUGUGCGAUCUCGGAAAUUGUGGUGUGCUGACACUCCAGUCGAUCGGAGAAUAUCUGGAGAGUCUCGUGACGGCCGCCUGUCAGGAUGACACCCCGCAGGUUGGCAUUUUUCUAUUAACCGUCAAGCUCCGGAUUUCUGGCGCUUGAUAUUAUGAAAAAUGAAUUUUCAAUAUUUUGCAGGUGCGCACCGACUACUACAUCCAAACGGUGCUCCGCUGUCUUCCGUGGAUCGGGCGUGAAAUGACCGAAAAGGCGAACGAACUGAUGGAGAAUAUUGUGCAGGCGAUUGCCGGAUAUCUCGAGCAGAGAAACAAGGACCACGUGCCGGUGAGCACGCAAUUUUAUAAUCACAAUUUAAAAUAUUCGGAAAAUCUUGCAUGACGUUCUCCUGAUAAUCACAACCCUAAAAUUUGGACAUUACCUUUAAUUUUGCAGCUGCUGCAAGUGUGGCGCCACGGCGAUCUGGCACAAGAGGACUAUCUGGACAGUCUUUCGGCGCAAAUCGAAGUGCUCCGACAGGCGAAUUGGCAAGAACGGCACAUUCAGAGACACUACGUCGGCUUCGAGGCCACCCUUCGCGACGCUCUCCAGCACAAUCUGCCCGGGUACGUUUUUCGGCGAUUUUUCUGAUCCGACCUUCAAAAUGCCUCAACAUUCUCAAUUUUGCAUAUUUUUUCGACGGUUGAGCGCUUAAAUCCAAGCUUUUAACUAGGACAAUUGCCCCACGGUUCUCAUCGAAAUAACCGUACUUUUUGCAGAUUCUCCGCCCCCGCGCACACUGAAGAAAUGAUCUAUCCGUACCCGCUCGUCGUUUUCCGUCUUUUCGAGCAAUCGGAUUGCGGAGCCGAUGUAAGUUAGCAUUGGUUGUUGUUGAAAUUUUCAAAAUUCAAUUUUUCGUACAGAUAGUUGCCUUUUUUUUUAUAAAAAAAAUUAUUUUUAAAAAUGCUGAAAAGUGUGUUGCAGAGCGUGCAACUGCCGGGCGGUCACUCGAUCGAACGUCUCCUCUUCGAGGCCGAAAUCGCGUGGAUCAUCGAAAAGAAUCAAACGAAUCGAAAGGCGUGCGCGCGCGAAUUACUCGCGUUCGCCGACGAAAAUCCUUCGGUGCCCAUCGGAUUUCUCAUUUUCGAGACCAUUUUCGGACAAAUGCUCCGUCUCCCGCACCCGCCCUAUCCGUCUCUUUUCCAUUGUGAGUUUGUAUCUAAACAAAAAGUUACGAUCUAUCUUUUCAAUGGGAAACUAACAAUGCAAAUUUUCCAAUUGUGUCAGGCUCGCUGCUUCUGGAAUUACUGCGUCUGAAACCGAACGAAUAUCCGGCGAUUCUCGUCCAAACGGUCGAACUCAUCUACCGUCGCGCCGAUGCGAUGCAGCCGAUUUGUGUCGACAGGUACGUGGCAGUUUCGGAAACAUUUCAGAACUCGUUCAAUUUACAGAAUGGUUGACUGGUUCAGUUUCCAUUUGUCCAACUUCCAGUACAAGUACACUUGGUCCGAUUGGAAGGACUGCAUUGAGGUGCGGUUGUUUUUAUUGAAAUACUUUUUCUCAUCAUUUUUCAUUCAAAUAUUCGUAUGUUUUAUUCAGAAAGACACCUUCUCGGGGAGCCAAAUAUUUGUGCGUGAAGUGAUUGAAAAAUGCCGUCGCCUGGGCAGUUACGAGAAGAUUUUGGCCUCUUUGCCGACGGAUUUCGUCAAAAUUCAUCCGUGUUCGCCGGAAGUCAGAUACCUUAUCGAUGAGGGUUCGUUUUUCGGAUUCCAGACGUUUUUUUUUGUAUUUUUCGAUAUCACUGCUCAUCUCGUCGAUAACUUUUUAUCGGACGGAACGAAAAAGUCAAUGUUUGCAGACGACAAAGAGAUGGAGGAAAAGGCGUCGACGUACACGAAAAUGUUCGAGGAGCGCGCGCCGGCGGAGGCGUUCAUAAAUGAGCUCAAAACGGGCGACGACGGCGAUUUGCCCUACAAUAUCAACGAUUUCGGCAUUUUUGUGAUGGUCAUGCUGCGGAUGGCGUCCAAAACGUACAGCCACAAUUUUGCCGCACUCGCCAGGUACCUAUUUGAACGUUUUUGAUAAAUUUUAGGUAAAAAGAAAAAUGAUUUUAAAAGAAGUCAUUUUGAGCUAAAAGUGUCGAUAUACGCCAUCUGUUUUAUUGUUUUCCCUACUCCCUUUACUCCUCCUAAAAAUGCUAUCUUCAAAUCAUUUUUCCAGAUACCAGGCGACGCUGAAAACGGUGUGCGACGCGUCGGACCAGUACCACGAGAAGCUGCUGGACACGCUGUACUCGUGCUGGAAGUCCAACCAGCAAAUGCUGAUGAUCCUCAUCGACAAACUGCUCAAGAUGCAGGUGCUCGACUGCUCCUCGGUCAUCACAUGGCUCUUCGAGGAGCGUAUGUGGCACGAACACGAUCGGUUCGUUUUUGCAAUUUAUUAUCAUUUUUCCGCCGAAACGGUCGAAAAAACAGCAUGCAAUUGUAGCGAAAUAAUUGAAACGAAGGAAAACGUUUUUUGGACGUUUCUUCAAAGUGAAAAAUGACCAUUUCUUCAGACAAUGGCUGUUCGAAGUGCUCAAUCAGGCCCUGGAGAAGCUGACCCGUCAGAUUACAGUAGUCGAGAAGGACAUCAAAGAAUUGGCGGAAAAAUUGGAGAGCGAAGUGAAAUCGGAGGAGGGAGGAGUUGAGGUAUUUUUUAUAAAUUGUUUCAAUCCCCGUAGACAAGCCUGAAACCCGGCUUCUUUUUUUUUAAAAAAUUUUCAUUGUCAGACGGAAGACGAUAAGCGUCAACGGGAUCUCGAUGAGCUGGAAAAUCACAGAAAGAAACUGGAGGCCAUGUCCGGAUUCCAGAAGGGUCUUUUCGUCGACGUCCUUUCGGUGAGUGCACUCUUAAACAAUUGCUUUAAAAAAACCGGCAAAAUUAUAGAAAUGCAUUGAAAUGAUUGAGCACAGUUUCAAAAAAUUAUUAUAAAUCUACCCACUUUUUGCAGUUUUUCAUCGAAGAAAUGAAGACGGCCGCGUCGGCAGCGAACAACUCGGAAAUGGACGGAUCCAUUGGCGAUUCGACGGCUCCGUCGGCCAAAUUCACGUGGCUCCGCGGACGAUUCUGCCACGUCCUCCUUUAUGUGAGUUUUUUUUGUAUAGAAUGAAGAAUGCAUUAUUGCAAAUAUAUUUUUCAGCACUCGGAAACGCUGCUGAAACACACGGCCACACUGGCGGAUGAGGUGUUUUCGGUAGAAGGAAUCGAUCCGAACGUCGUCGAGUGCUUCACUCAAUUCCAGGCUCUUCGCAUCUGA